Molecule: messenger RNA, 735 nt
Organism: Malus domestica (apple)
Lineage: Eukaryota; Viridiplantae; Streptophyta; Magnoliopsida; Rosales; Rosaceae
Source: RefSeq, a predicted model, not a curated record
AAAAGACAGACCGGGUUUGAAACCGAGUCAAAUCUCCAGAAACUCAGAUCCCAAACAGAAGACAGACAGAAACCCCACCACCAAAAAUGAAGCAAAUAUUAGUUCAACUGAGUCAACUCGCUCUUCUUCUUCUUCUGCUACUUGUUGCCUGCUCUGUUCCCACAACGACGGCCCGAAACCAACGGCCAGGAUUUCUCUUCACAAGAACAACAGGAAGAUGCACUCCUCAGUAUUGGGGGAGCAGGAGGGAGUCGUGGCCGAAGAUGGUCCCACAAACAUCGACGGUGUCAAAGGUGUUUGGAUCAAGAGCAUACGAACGUUACAGAUCCGAUCUGACAUUGCUUGAAGCGACGGUCAGGAAUGACGAGGAGAAUGCUUACCCUAGGCUGGUGAAGCAGGCGAGUGCAGCACUGCUGAACUCUUAUGCAAGAAAAGGGUAUCCUUACACAGCAUGGGAGGUCAAGACUUUGUUGAUCCAAGCUUUGGUGUCUGAGAAAGCAGCUGCCCUUCAAGCCCAACACUUUUCUACUGCCAAUGAGGCUUGUCACUAACCUUAGCAAGCAACCCUUGUCGCCCUCUUUUAUGUUUCGAGCGAUAUUUUAUUUUAAUCUGAAUUACGGUGAUGAAAAUUCAAACUUAAGAGCAGAACUAGAGCAUGCUGCUCUAACUUAGUUACACUAUGAUUUUGGUUGUAUGGACGUUAAUACUAGUAGAAUACUUCAUUCUUAAGAGCGA